Messenger RNA from Neoarius graeffei (lesser salmon catfish), 2641 nucleotides. RefSeq names its product ubiquitin specific peptidase 1 (gene usp1). The record is from RefSeq and is a predicted model, not a curated record. Gene Ontology annotation, biological process: regulation of DNA repair; protein deubiquitination. The coding region runs from base 167 to 2530 and encodes 787 amino acids. The transcript is spliced from 9 exons. Lineage: Eukaryota; Metazoa; Chordata; Actinopteri; Siluriformes; Ariidae. Gene Ontology annotation, cellular component: cytosol; nucleus. Gene Ontology annotation, molecular function: cysteine-type endopeptidase activity; cysteine-type deubiquitinase activity.
UCUUGUCGGAAAACGAGUGUGGGAGAUGAUAUCGCGCCAUCGAAGUUGUUCUUAAGGUGUCUGUGAAACUGUCCUGGAAAUUAGAUAGGCGUUAGUAGGAGUGGAUUUUACGCAUGAAGAUGUAACCCAAGUGGUGUGUAAGAGUGUUGAUUGUAGGCGCAGUAAAAUGCCAGGUGUGCAGCAGCAGCAGAGUGAUGGAGCUGCAGUGGGUGUGGGGAGUCCACUGAGGAAAAAGCGCCUGUCUCUAAAGUUCCUGCAGAGGAAAGAAACCAAGCGCGCCCUCGACUUCACAGAGCCUCAGGCUGAGGAAGUCAACACUGCAGUACCAGCAGCGACCACAAGCUGUGAUCAGGUUGUGCCAGCGCCUUGUCCCUCAUCUCUUCCCUGUGGAAAACGAGAGAGCCUCGUACCUUUUGUUGGCCUUAACAAUCUGGGAAACACCUGCUACCUUAACAGCAUCCUUCAGGUCCUGUAUUAUUGCCCUGGUUUUAAAGACGCUGUUAAGUCGUUGUAUCAGUUGUCCAAGGUAAAGGACAAACAGAAAGAAGAUGGCGCCAAAAGUGAAGAGGGAGACUCAUGUGAAGACUCGAUGCCUGUUCAUAUGGAAUUACUGCACAGCUUCCACAGUUUAAUAUGUUCAGUGGAGCAGCUGCAGUCCAGUUUCUUGUUCAACCCAGACAAAUAUAACGAAGGAGAGCUGGCCACACCCCCACGCCGAAUACUCAAUACGCUCAGACAGCUGAAUCCUAUGUAUGAGGGCUAUCUGCAGCAUGAUGCCCAGGAGGUACUGCAGUGUAUCCUCGGAUAUAUCCAGGAGGCCUGCGACACCAUUAAGAAAGACCUUCGAACUACCCAAGAUGAAAAACCAGGAGAAACUGAGCGCAUCACAAGAGGUGGGACAACAGAUGGGACAUCACUUACCCAAGAGGAAGAGGAGAGCUCUGAUGGACAGCUGAGUGGGAAAAGGAAGAGCGACACAGAAGUGGGCAAUGCCAAGAAGAAGCCCAAGUCUCAGAGCAAACCUACGAAAAACGAUGAGGAAAUCGGACCUUUCACCCGGUCAAAGAGAAAGUCCUCUGGUGAUGUGGCUGGAAAUUCUGUCCGUGGCCAGAGGGAUGUGGCAGAAAAGGAAGAGAAAGAGAGAGGAAGUAAUACAGAAGAGGAGAAGAGUGAAGGAACCAUAAAGGAGGCGAGUAAAAGGAAGAAGAGGGCAAGACUGAACUGGCUGAAACCUUCAGGGAAACAGCCCAGUAUUUUCUCCAAAUUCCGCAGCAUGGGUCGAAUCAGCUCUCAUGUGGGAGACAAAGCAGAGAGCAAGGACCAGGACAUGAGCAGCAGUGACCCUCAGGGCCAGGGGAAAGCCACUCCUGAAAGUACCAUCCAAAAUCAAACUGCAGCAAAGACAGAAGCAGAAGUCCAGGGCUUGGAUAUGUUGAAGCAGCUGUUCCAGGGUCAGCUGGUGCUGAGGACACGCUGCCUGGAGUGCGAGUGCUACACUGAGAGGAGAGAGGACUUCCAGGAUAUUAGUGUACCAGUGCAAGAGAAUGAGACCAGCUGCUCAGAGGCCAGUUCAGAGAUUUCCCCAGAUCCUAAGCCAGAACAGAAAACUCUGAAGUGGGCCAUCUCUCAGUUUGCAUCAGUGGAGCGGAUUGUUGGCCAGGAUAAAUAUUUCUGCGAGACGUGUCACCACUACACCGAGGCGGAGAGGAGUCUUCUCUUCGAUAAGACCCCUGAUGUUGUCACCAUUCACCUCAAGUGUUUUGCAGCCAGUGGCUCCGAGGUGGACCCAUAUGCUGGACUGUCAAAAGUGAACACGCCUCUCCUCACUCCCCUCAAACUUUCCUUGGACGAAUGGAGCACACAACCCAACACUUCCCACCAGGAGCAACAUUACAGGCUCUUCGCUGUGGUCAUGCACAGUGGAGUGACCAUCAGCAGCGGUCAUUACACCACCUACAUCCGCAUGAUGGACCUCCACCGCACCAAGCUCGAGCUCCAGUCUCCGGAAGAGAGUCCGCGAGAGAAAGACGGAGAGAUGAAACCGCUGAAGGAAGAGGGUUCUCCACCUGACUAUGAUGACGGCGAGGUGUCCUUCAGCUUAAGCUCCAAAGUGAAGAACACGACUACUGGAACGAGUUUGACAAGCAAAGCCGGAGGAAAGCGGUCUACAGAAGGGGUCAGUCUACUGGGAGGCCAGAGAAGCAUCUCAAGCUACGAGAUCAGCACCAGCAAGCAGGCAGCUUCAGAGAAACCUGCUAAUAUGGCUGCUUAUACCGGUUCUCCUGCACAGAACGGAGUGGUGAAGAAGGAAAGGGAUGAACGAGAUGGUGUGAAAGAAGAGAGUCAGGUGAGCUUGGACAUGGCUUCACAGAACCUUCUGGACUAUGAAGGGAAGUGGAUGCUUUUUGAUGACUCGGAAGUGAGGCUGUUCGAGGAAGAAGAGUUCGUACGUGCGUGUUCUCCUCGGACCUGUUCCGCCUCCACACCUUACCUCCUGUUCUACAAGAAAGUCUCAGGAGAAAUGAACUGAAUUGUCGUGGUUGCAGUAGAAACAAGGUUAAAGGAGUACGCCACCCCCAGGUGAAAUUGAGUCAGUCCCUAGAGUUGGAUGAGUGAGCCAAAGCGUUUUGUAGCCGACCCA